AUGUCCCAUUCUGCCACUUCGGCAAAUUUGUCAGCCUGCCUCGCCAGUUCCUCUGGCGAAAAUACUCUCCCUCCUCGUUCUCCUCCUCGCUGUUGCUGGUCGGGGCUUGUUCCUCCUCCCUAUAAGAAGGGUCGGUUUGCUCCUCCGGAUCAUCAUUCCCGUCUAGACGAAUUAAAGCCCUACGUGCAGCCGCCUGGAACGCAUUCUCCGGUCCGCCUUCCACUCUCCGCCCUUCCCGGCGUUCUGCUCCUCGUCUCCUCCCGCCUCGCGAUGGUGAUUGCUGGCGACUCGUGGACAUCGCCAAAGCCCGCUGCCUCUGCGUCAGGGGCGAGCGGAAGGUCAGCACCGGUGUCUGCCUCGGGGAGUGUUGCAAUGAAGCCGCCAGUCCCCCCUGCCCCGAAACUAGCCCCCUUGGCCGCCGGUUGCCCUGCGCCUCCGGCUCCGGGCCUCGUGUCGUGUGAGACGCAGUCUGCUCCGUACCAUCCUGCUCUCCCAACCCCUGCUGUUGUUCCGCCUGUCCCUGUGAACCCUACGGCACCGACUGCUGCCGCUGAUCCUGCUCCACCAGUUGCACCUGCUCUUGACGCCCCGAUGGUCGGCGCUGCCCCUGCUGGCGCCGUGGCGUCGCAACCGGUGGUAUCCGCCACCACUGACGACCCGGGCCAGGUGGCAGUCUCUGUUGCUCCCGCCCCUCCGACUGCACCGCCUCCCGUGCCGGCCCCGGACUUCCAGGCGGUGCCUGAUCCUGCGCCACUCGCUGCUGUUCCCCCAGCUCAGCGUCAGCCGUCUCCGGGCCGCCGGCAGCAUCGGCCUCACUCUCCUGCGGCCCGGGACGAGCGAGAGACGACGCGGCGGCGACACGAUUCUCCUCGGCGCCGAGGGUCACAGGCGAACUGGGCUGCGUCACGUGGCGGUCGCGGUGGCUGGUGGGGGGGGCGCGGUCGUGGUGGUGGCUGGGCGUAUGACCAGCCAGUAACGAUGGCUGAUUUACAACGUGUUGUAUCUGAUGCGGUGCGACUGGAGCGAAACGGGCAGGCGAGCCAGAGCAACUCGCCGCGCGUCGCUCCAGCGCAUGCGUCCCGUCCUCCGUCUGCGCUCGAUGAGCCUGCACCUCCCCUUCCCCAGUCAGCCGUUCCCCCUCCCCUAGCGCCCUCUGCGUCUGCCGCUGCUCGUGGGAACCGGAUGCGCCUGCCGUGGGUUCCUCCUGUGGCGGGUAUGGAGUUUGUGGCCGCGGCUGGAGGACAGGUGACGGCGCAGUAUCCCUCUCUACUGCCUGUUGCUCCUGCUCCUCCGGCUGUAUCAGUGCCCGUACAGUCACUGGUGGGGCCCCUUCCGUCAGCCAAAGUGCCGGAGGCAUCGCUGGGGCAGCUGUGGCGCCUCUCUGAGGGUCUGCGGGCAGUGCACCUGAUUCAGGUGUAUGGUCACGCGGCUCUCUCCCAGGGUGCUCAUCUGGACCCUGGCCCCCGGGACGAGUGCCUGGAUGCCGCGGAUCGACUAGCCGAGCUCCUGGCGCCCGUGUUGGCCGCGCCCGCGCGGGGUGGAGUUGCGGGCGUUGGGCAGCUGGGGACGGCGGUCCGUGGUUUGCGCCGGUUGUUGCGCGCUGGCUCUGCCGUCGACUUGAUCGGCGCAACGACAGUGGUGGUGCGCGAGCUUCAUCGUUCUCUGACGGGUCUUCUCGCUGUCCUUGACGCGGAUCAGAUGUAG
This is a messenger RNA of Closterium sp. Naga37s-1, 1704 nucleotides long. The record is from the annotation of a GenBank genome assembly. Lineage: Eukaryota; Viridiplantae; Streptophyta; Zygnematophyceae; Desmidiales; Closteriaceae.